AUGCCCUCGCGCUCAACCCCUCCUCCAAAAGGCGUAGUAUUUCCUCAAAAUGACAGUGCCACAUACAGAGAUCUUCUCUUGUUUGAGGAGAGGCUCAAAACGACUGCGGCAAGCCUCCAGCGCCGUAAAUCGCGGUACCAAAUAUUCCUACUUCAAUUACUCAUCGUCAUAGCAUUUCUUCUCUGGGAAGUUCUGUUACCACCAGAGAAUUCGCUCCUCGUUGUUCCAUGCAAGAUGGUUUUGCAGCGGGUGCUGCCUAGCGUCUAUACCACGGAGAAAGACGUGGUCUUCCCUCCGUAUUUUGCGAGUGGUCUUCUAUUUGUGAGUGUCACGACACUCGUUUUGUUCUUCGCCAGUGGGAUGUACUCGGAGAAGAUUGGCUAUGCAAACAAAUAUGUACCACACGCGAACCGCGCCUUGCGUUCAUUUAACAUGUACCUCAACGUCCGUAGACCACCCCUCCGAUCAAAGUUCUACUGGAACCCCAUAACGUUCUUCUUCCCCCGCCCAGCGGAGGUGUCCCCCAAUGCAUCCAGAUCCAACUCACGCUCGACCUCCCCUGAGGCCCGCGCGCGAUCAGCCUCCACCUCGCGGCCGAUACCCACGAUACCACCAGCAGCUAACCCGCGGGGCGAGCUGAUAUUCUCAUCAAAAGUGGACAAAAGUUUCAGGGAGGGUUAUGAACGUCACAGGGCGACAUUUGAGCGGAAACGGGAAGAGAAGGAGAGGGCAGAGAUGAGGAAGACGUGGUUAGGUCGGAUGGCAUUUUGGGAUCGGGAGGGGAGCCCGACGACGCCACCUGCUAGUGUCACGCCGACCGUGCCUUCGAGGACCGCGUCAGUGAGCUCGUCGAAGGGUAAGGGUGGAGGAAAUUCAAGAAGUGGGACGCCUCCGACGACAUCUGCGGGCGGGAUUGUGAUGAAGCCGAGAGACAGAAGUCGAUCACCAAGGUCUGGUGAUAAAAGGGAUGGGACUCCACCAAGGAGGGAGAAGGGCAGUAGGAGGGACAAAGAUUCGGGUAGCGAGGCGGAUAUGAGAACCGUGGCGCUGGAAAGAAGCUUUGGGCAGGAUCAAGUAAACAGAGGUAGCAGACUUCCGGUUGAAUGA
This is a messenger RNA of Laccaria bicolor S238N-H82, 1107 nucleotides long. RefSeq lists its product as uncharacterized. The transcript is spliced from 3 exons. The record is from RefSeq and is a predicted model, not a curated record. Gene Ontology annotation, cellular component: cytoplasm; Nem1-Spo7 phosphatase complex. The coding region runs from base 1 to 1107 and encodes 368 amino acids. Gene Ontology annotation, molecular function: protein phosphatase regulator activity. NCBI's taxonomy places the organism in Eukaryota, Fungi, Basidiomycota, Agaricomycetes, Agaricales, Hydnangiaceae.